Microstroma glucosiphilum is the source of this 953-nucleotide messenger RNA. RefSeq lists its product as hypothetical. The record is from RefSeq and is a predicted model, not a curated record. The coding region runs from base 371 to 853 and encodes 160 amino acids. The transcript has a single exon. NCBI's taxonomy places the organism in Eukaryota, Fungi, Basidiomycota, Exobasidiomycetes, Microstromatales, Microstromataceae.
UUCGAGGUUCGUGAAAAGGAAUGUCUUCGGCUACAAGACGAAGUAGCGUGGGUAUGAUUGAUGUUCGGGGUAUAGAGUUUGAAACAGAGAAUGGAAGCAGUGGAUCUUGUCAACGGCCGGCAUGAGCUAGGGAUGGCAACACUUGAGUUGAAGGCAGAAAGAUCUGCGGUCGUGAAAAGAGACAUUGCAGUAGAAAUGUCAGAGGCAAGUGGCCGUGAUACCGCUCGGCAGAGGUCUACGAGUUUUGGCGCUCGUUGGAGAACGAACGCAUUCGAGCUAUAUAGGUGGAGCGUAUGUAUAGUUGCUCUACUCUCGUUGCAUCCAUCGACGUGAAGUGCGAGUGGUCCGCCUGAGGCAAGGGUUCGAGAUAAUGCAUCUCCAGCAGGGAGUAGCAGAACCAAUCUGGGUCUGCGACGGCGACGAGGCUUGCAAAGUAAGUAUUGUAGGCGUCGUAAUUACCGCCAAACUUGAGAGUGUUGAAUCUUUCCCUGACGCGAUUCUGCUGAAUUCUGGGUGGAAAGGCCAAUUUGAGCUGUGCAAUGAAUUCAUCCCAAGAUGCAUUGUGCAGCUUCGUCAUGUGAGAUUUCCACCACAGCUGCGCCGGGCCUUCGAGCUGAAAGCUUGCCAACAUAGGCCAGACACUCGGGUGGACCUGGCAUUUGAUGAAAGUCUGGCGCGUGUGGAGUUCCCAGUUGGUCAGGUAAUCGUCCCAUCGCCCUGCAAAUUUCCACAAUGUCCAUCCAGGGGGAAUGGAAAGGUUAGUCCAGGCUGGAUCACCCCUGAAGGCGGGGUCUGUGGGAUCAAUAGAGGAUGUCUGGCCCGUGUCAUCUUGCGCUGGCUGCUUUAUCUGUAGAAGGGCAGACGACAUCUUUGCAGCAGUGCAGCAGAAUAGUGAAGCAGAUGAAUAAUGCUCGUAAGAUUGCGACAGAAGCUGUCGAUGUGCACCCCUCCUU